AGGUCAUCCGGCGGUGAGUUCAACACACCGCUAUUUGCGUCGUUUGUUAUGGUGGCCUCGUAGUCGAGCUGACGUGAAAUCAGUUAUUCGAAGCUGUCAUCCUUGUCAAGUGUCAGCUUCUCUUUCGAAUCGUCAGCAUGAAGCCCAUCUAUGGACCCCUUCUGAGCCUUUUGAGGUGCUUGGGCUCGACAUUGUGGGGCCAAUGCUCCCUAGUUCUAAAGGAGAAAGAUGGGUGCUGACAAGUACGGAUUUAUUGAGUCGAUUCACCCUAUUGUUCCCGUUGGCAGAUAUCAGUACUAACACUAUCUGCAGAGUUAUUGAAACACAAGUUCUGUUAAGAUUUGGGACUCCGUCGACAUUCAUAACUGACCAAGGACGGCAGUUCACGUUAUCGCCAAGAUUCGAUGCUCUUUGUUGUUUAUACUCUGCUCAUCAUAUAGUCCUACCCGUGGCUCACGCAGCCUCUGGGGGCUUCUAUGAACGCCAACAUCGGACAUUGGGUGAUUCACUACGUCGACUACUCAGGAGUCAUCAACGUGCUGCCUGGGUUGAUCUAUUAUGUAUUGCUGAAGGACGGCUGAACUCUAUGCCGGAUCCUGAGCUCGGUAUUUCCCCUCAUGAGAUUCUCUUCGGAUUCAAGUUGAAGCUCCCUUUUGAC
Messenger RNA from Perkinsus marinus ATCC 50983, 658 nucleotides. Its product is annotated as retrovirus polyprotein, putative. Gene Ontology annotation, biological process: DNA integration. Lineage: Eukaryota; Perkinsozoa; Perkinsida; Perkinsidae. The record is from RefSeq and is a predicted model, not a curated record. The transcript has a single exon. The annotation marks the transcript as partial. Gene Ontology annotation, molecular function: nucleic acid binding.